Molecule: messenger RNA, 2052 nt
Organism: Trichophyton verrucosum HKI 0517
Lineage: Eukaryota; Fungi; Ascomycota; Eurotiomycetes; Onygenales; Arthrodermataceae
Exons: 1
Coding region: 1-2052 (683 amino acids)
Source: RefSeq, a predicted model, not a curated record
AUGUUCCGUCUGCUACCCUGGUCUUCUAUUGCUAGGGUUAAACAGGUAACGGGCACUGCGCAGGAGCACCCAGUCAAGGAGAUGGCCGUACGAGAACAGAACCCGUCAUCAUCACAGCUGCAGUCGCAGUCGCAGUCGCAGACACUGAAGCGGAAAAGGUCCGAUUCUGCUGGAUCAGAAGUGAUUUCGCAGGAUGCCGCUGGCUACUCUAAGAUAGCUGCUCUACAUAGACCAACAGUGUCUGCAGAUAACGACAGCAUAGCCCAGUCAAGAGACGUUGCGGAGCCCAGGAUAGGCCCGGACCGCGACCCAGUUACCAAACCGACAAGCAAAGCCAAUAUACCCAAGCUACAUGACCUUCGGCAGCCCAUAGCAGCGCGGACCAUGGAUACCGAAGAGCUGCGUCAGACCCUGGAAUCACAGUUCAGCCUUGAAGUUUUGCUCAAGCACGAUGAACUACGCAUGAUAGAGCAGGAGAUGGCCAAGUGCCAGGUUGCGCUCGAGCAGCUGCGUCGUUGCGGUGAGAUUCCAUACCCUGGAUCUGGCCUGACGGGACCUCUGGCGGCCGUUAGCAACGGCUCUGGACCAGCCGUCAUGCCUCCGCGCAGCAGCCCCCGUCCUCCAGCAUCUCCUUCUCCCUGGGGUACCAAUGAUGGAGCGUAUACCCGGCAUUACGCACGGUGGCUUCUUCCGGAUCCGCGAUUCGAUGGUGGAGAGGUCGAGACAGUGCCGCUGCCUUCUAGGGCCGGCAAGAGUCCCGUGGUAGAUGGACGAACGACUCGUGCAUCAUGGGCUGAUGCAACCACGGCUUCUUCACGCUCUCAUCGUGGCACUGCUGGUGCGAAACUACAAGCCCUUUCAAGUGGAUACCCUCCUCCGAAAGACAAGGCCGGCCCGAUGAUCAUUAAACGCAAGACGGACGGGCAAUUUGUGAAGCUGGUCUGUCUUGACUGCAGGCGUGAUAACUUCUCCAGCACACAAGGAUUUAUCAAUCACUGCCGGAUAGCGCAUAACCGCAGCUUUGCCAGUCACGAUGCCGCAGCAGCAGCCUCCGGUGAGCCUGUUGAGGUGGAUGAGGCGGGUACUGUUGUAGGUGGGCAGAGUGAACCGCCUGCUGCUGGUCCCGCUGGCUAUGUCCAUCCGUUGAUUCGGUCUGCUCUCCUCACUGACCCUGCGAAAGGGGCAAAGCACAGUAAUCAGCAGGCCAAGGCCAGCACUAACCCUCCUAUCCAAUCCGUUACUCCUUCGCCUCAACUACAACCCAAAUCAAGCACUCCAAGAGGAGGUCCUAAAAAGCCCGAUGUCUCCCCCGCUUCUACUUUCAAGGCAUCGCCUCAGACACCUCACUUAUCGUCCCUCAUGCUCUGGAAGGGUAUCGAUAUUGACCUAUCACACGUUGUGAACGAUGCCCUUACCAAACCAGACGUCGACAUGUUCCUCUCAGAUGAAAACUCAGACAGCGAGGUAGAUGAAAAUACUUCACACGGACAUACAAGUUCUCAGCUAAGCAUUCGGAAUAACAGACUGCCUGGCCGCACCGUUUAUGCAUCCUCCCAGCCUCAACGACCUGGCAGCCGCAAGGGAAUGGACAAACGAGGCGCUCCCACACGUCGCUCACCUGGACUGUUGCACACAUCAACAUCGCCAACUCUUUACUCCUCAGGAAUGGCAGCGGGGCGGCAUCCGGAACCCGAUGGAGACAUGGAUAUGACAGGCUCCAAUUCACCCAACCUCAGCCCUAACACAGUCGAGUCAAACCAGGCCCCUAGCCUCGUAAGCGACGAUGGAGAAUACGAAGCUCCCUCCGAAUCUGAGAGUCCCAGCCCCAGCUCCUCUGGUUCUGAGGACGAAGGAAAUACAUUCGAUGAUGUCAAGGUUCAGGACGGAGAUGAUCCAAGUGCCGAUUCGAAUGCUUCAAAUUCAACAACGGGGCAUAUCUCGGGCCCGGCGAAGCAUCAUGCCAGACCACCAAUACCUACUACACCAACAAGACGACAUACCGUCGGCAGGAAAGACGAGUUGAAAACCAAGAAUGCAAAGAGGCAUCGAUAA